AUGUUUCAAGUAUUAAUAGUUGUAGUUGCAGUAUUAGAUAUUGAUAUUUGUGGUCCCUCUCAACCGAGAGUGUUGGGUGCAAUAGGGGAACAAGUUCAUCAAAGUGGUUCAGGAUGGUCACCAGUGUACAUAGAAGACAAUUUGUCCUUAAUGUCUAUUGGAUUUUUACUUGAAAGUCCAAGUGAUGCAGUAAUAUGGAGAGGACCUAAAAAAAAUGGCAUGAUUAGACAAUUUUUAUCAGAAGUAGACUGGGGCAUGUUGGAUUAUCUUAUUUUGGAUACACCCCCUGGUACAUCAGAUGAACAUUUAUCAGUAACCUCGUAUCUUAAAGAUGCUGGCAUUACAGGAGCAAUAAUAGUAACAACUCCACAGCAGAUUGCUUUAUUAGAUGUGAGAAAAGAGAUUGAUUUUUGCAGAAAAGUUAAUGUGCCAAUCCUAGGUGUUAUUGAAAAUAUGAGUAUCUUUGUUUGUCCUAAAUGUAAGAAUUCUGCGGAGAUAUUCCCAGCAACAACGGGUGGUGGCCGAACAAUGGCUAAAGAUUUGGGUAUAGAAUUCUUAGGUUCUGUACCACUAGAUCCACUUUUAGCUAGAUGUUGUGACGAGGGUAAGAAUUUUCUAACAGAAAUCCCAGAUUCACCAACUGUUCUUACAUUGCAAGAGAUUAUUCAGAAUGUAGAAAAAAAAUAUUGGCAGCAAGACAGUAUCUUGGAAGCAAUGAUAGAUGAUUUAUCAUUAGAUGGAAAUAAUAACAAAAUGGAUACAGCAGAGAACGUUUCAGAGGACAGUUCCUUUCCGUAG
This is a messenger RNA of Habropoda laboriosa, 798 nucleotides long. RefSeq names its product cytosolic Fe-S cluster assembly factor NUBP1 homolog (gene Nubp1). Gene Ontology annotation, molecular function: iron-sulfur cluster binding; ATP-dependent FeS chaperone activity; ATP binding. The transcript has 6 exons. The coding region runs from base 1 to 798 and encodes 265 amino acids. Gene Ontology annotation, biological process: iron-sulfur cluster assembly. Gene Ontology annotation, cellular component: cytosol. NCBI's taxonomy places the organism in Eukaryota, Metazoa, Arthropoda, Insecta, Hymenoptera, Apidae. The record is from RefSeq and is a predicted model, not a curated record.